AUGAAGACAACCAGUGGGGCCGUCCCCUCCCGCUGCAGUUCCACGCUCGUCCACAUGAGGCGCCACAGAGCGGGGGUCUACCCCUUCCUCUUCCCUUCGGUCAUCAACACGCUCCCCCUGCCCCCUCCAGCCCAGAGACUGCAGCCACCCAACCCCCCCAGUAGCGGGGGCACGCCGUCUCCCGCGGCUAUCGAGACCCAGAGCACCAGUUCCGAGGAGCUGGUUCCCAGUCCCCCGUCCCCUUUGCCCCCUCCUCGAGUCUACAAGCCCUGCUUCGUUUGCCAGGACAAGUCCUCUGGGUACCACUACGGCGUCAGCGCGUGCGAAGGCUGCAAGGGUUUUUUCCGUAGAAGCAUCCAGAAGAACAUGGUGUACACGUGCCACAGGGACAAAAACUGUAUCAUCAACAAAGUGACACGUAACCGGUGCCAGUUCUGUCGUCUGCAGAAAUGUUUCACCGUCGGCAUGUCCAAAGAGUCGGUCCGGAAUGACAGGAACAAGAAAAAGAAAGAAAGCCCAAAACCGGAGUUGGCGGAGAGCUACGAGCUGACGGCCGAGUUGGAGACCAUCAUUGAGAAGAUCCGCAGAGCACACCAGGAGACGUUCCCAUCACUGUGUCAGCUGGGCAAGUACACCACGAACUCAAGCGCAGACCACCGUGUGCGUCUGGACCUGGGCCUGUGGGAUAAAUUCAGUGAGCUGGCGACCAAGUGCAUUAUCAAAAUUGUGGAGUUUGCCAAACGAGUGCCUGGAUUCACCGGACUGACCAUCGCUGACCAGAUUACACUCCUCAAAGCCGCCUGCCUGGACAUACUGAUCUUGCGUAUCUGUACGAGGUACACCCCCGACCAGGAUACCAUGACCUUCUCGGACGGACUGACGCUCAAUCGGACGCAGAUGCACAACGCCGGUUUCGGACCCCUCACGGACCUGGUGUUCACCUUCGCCAACCAGCUCCUGCCCAUCGAAAUGGACGACACCGAAACUGGCCUCCUCAGUGCCAUCUGCCUCAUCUCUGGAGAUCGUCAGGAUCUGGAGGAGCCCUCUAAGGUGGACCAGCUGCAGGAGCCUCUGUUGGAGGCGUUGAAGAUCUAUGUGAGGAAACGUCGACCCAGCAAACCCCACAUGUUCCCCAAGACCCUGAUGAAGAUCACAGACCUGCGCAGUAUCAGCGCUAAAGGUGCGGAGCGUGUGAUUUCCCUGAAGAUGGAGAUUCCUGGCUCCAUGCCUCCACUCAUCCAGGAGAUGCUGGAGAACUCGGAAGGCCAGGAUGGACAGAGUUCAUCGGACGGAGGCAGCCCCGAAAAGAGCGGCAGUCCCGCUGAGCCCAAACCCACUGCCCCCUCCCCGGAACCCACAGACGGAGCUUCGGCCGGCGCCUCCUCCGGCGAGGAACCGUAGAACCCGGCUGGAACCUAGAACCCUCUCUCAGACUCUUAAGACAUUCCUUUGCACAGCAUUGGAGAACCAGAACCACAGAGGAGCCCAGGCGACGAUGGAAAAA
Molecule: messenger RNA, 1504 nt
Organism: Chanos chanos (milkfish)
Lineage: Eukaryota; Metazoa; Chordata; Actinopteri; Gonorynchiformes; Chanidae
Product: retinoic acid receptor beta-like
Exons: 8
Coding region: 1-1401 (466 amino acids)
Biological process (GO): regulation of transcription by RNA polymerase II; retinoic acid receptor signaling pathway; cellular response to corticotropin-releasing hormone stimulus
Cellular component (GO): nucleus; transcription regulator complex
Molecular function (GO): zinc ion binding; nuclear receptor activity; nuclear glucocorticoid receptor binding
Source: RefSeq, a predicted model, not a curated record